AGUGAAGAUUUGACAAAAGAUUAUCAUGGCAGUCAUGAGAGCUCUUGUGCUUCUUUUCUUGGUCUUUUCUGUUGAGAAUGCAGCAGCUCAAGAGAAAUGCCCAAAUGGAUGGACACCUUUUGGUGUGCAAUGCUACAAAUUCUUCUCUCAGUCAGUUAACUGGGCCACAGCUGAGAAAAAUUGUCAAUCAGUUGAUGCAAAUCUUGCAUCUGUGCGCAAUACAUUGGAAAACAACUUUCUUCUGAAUCUUGUGCCUGCUACCACACGUGCUUGGAUUGGUGCCCAUGAUGGUGAAAUUGAUGGACAAUGGCUGUGGACUGAUGGAUCUCAAUUUGACUUCACCAACUGGUGCUCUGGAGAACCCAACAAUAAUAGUGGUGCAGAGAGCUGCCUGGAGAUAAACUUUUACACUAACCGUUGCUGGAAUGAUAUUUAUUGUGCAAACACAAUGAGCUACAUUUGUGCCAAACCUCUGAGAUCAUGAAAAAUCCAUAUGUUUCAAAAGUACUAUGAUUGUACUACAUGCCUAUACAUUUUUUCUGAUCUUAUCUUUAAAAUCUUUCAAAUAUCUCUGAAAAUAUCUUAAAAAAUUACUAAACCUUUCUGAAAACUUCUCAAAUCAAUAAAGCAUUUAUAA
Messenger RNA from Paramisgurnus dabryanus, 637 nucleotides. Lineage: Eukaryota; Metazoa; Chordata; Actinopteri; Cypriniformes; Cobitidae. The record is from RefSeq and is a predicted model, not a curated record.